Stegodyphus dumicola is the source of this 4336-nucleotide messenger RNA. RefSeq lists its product as uncharacterized. The record is from RefSeq and is a predicted model, not a curated record. Lineage: Eukaryota; Metazoa; Arthropoda; Arachnida; Araneae; Eresidae.
GUUAGCCAUUAACUCAUCUAGAAUUUCAUUCUCAUUCUUUCAGAUACUGUUUAUUUGUUGCUGCCUACGCCGGCGCUGCGGCCACCUCAUACUCAGCCACACAUAGCUACAAGUAGCUGGCAAAACAGGCGACGGAGGAGACGAAACGAAAUAUAUGCUGAUUAUGCAGUCAUACCCGAAAAGCCAGCAGCGAGAUAUGAGCAAGAGAGCAACAGAAAAUCAAUCGAUGUAGUUACCAGGAAACCUAAUUGCCAAUCGAAUAAUGUUGAAAGAAUGACUUCAUUUUCAGAAACGAACUCUCUGAAUAAAGGAAAUUCAGUUUCAGAAACAAAAGUAAAACGACUUCCAGAACCAAAUGAUGUAAACAGACUUAUUCCUCCGCCCGGGAAUAGGGUAAAUAAAGACAGUAAGUUAUCAGCACAUGAAGAAACAAAUAUUAGUCCGCCAAAAAGUGUACAAGGGAGGAAAAAAUUAAAUGCAUGUGGCGUUCACACAAAGAAACAGCCAGAAAAUAAUUUCAGUUAUUUCAAAGACAAAAUUGUUCCCGCGAAAACGAACACUGAAUUUUCUGUCUCCACAAACCCUUCAGAAGAAAUUGAAACAUCGACUGGAAACACGAAGAAGCAAGAAAAUAUCAGUUCGAGUGCUGAAAGGUGUUCAAAUAACCUAAAACCUCAGACUGUGAAUGAUGUAGAUUCCGAGAAGAAACAGGAGUCAGAAAAUCAAAAUAUAAAUAACAAAAGCACAAACCACAAAAACCUAGAUGCCUUUACUGUGCCUUCAGAAACCCAUCUUCCAUCCAACACCAAAGACUUUCGGAAUGUUGAGCUAUCAUCUUGUGUAGAUGCAGAAGACAAUCAUAAACGAGAUCCAGUCGUAUUAAAUUUAAACGCCUCAAAUUUACAACCUGACAAAAAUUCCAAUAGCAAUGUAACUGAUUACAAUGCAAAUGAAAAUUCUUGUAGAUCUCAUUCACAGACAUUUCUUCCUGAUAUUUUAAGUACACUAAAUAAUUCUGAGCUUCAAGGUACACAGAGUAGCAAUAAUGCGAGUUCAUUCACAAACGAGAAGUUACGAAACUCCAACUUUUCUGAAAAAACAAACCCAGAAAAUGAAAUAAAUCCUAAGAGCAAAUCCAUUUUAUCUCAAAAUAAUUAUGUGUCACACCUCUUGAAUUCUGAUAUUUUAAAUUACGAAAUGGAAAUGGAACUUAAGAAGUUAACUGCUUUAGAAUCUCUACAGGCCAACCAAUCGAUUUAUAAACUAGCUUUCGAUGAAAAUGUCACUGACCACUCAGAAGAUGACUCUCGAUCACCUAGUCCCAUUAAUCCUGAAAGCCAAAUGCCAAGCAGCAUUACUAAUGCUGAAAUCCUUAUUCAUGAAGCUGAUAGCGGCAGUGAUGCUGGGUCAGAAGACGUAGAGCUUAUACCUCAUCGAUACGAAAGUGAAUCUUCUCUUCAUGAGAAUAAACAUGUUUACGUCAACAAGCUUUCCUUGGCUGUUGAACUUCUUAGAACGGAAGAGAAUCUUCCGUAUGAUGACGAGUUCAAGAGAGUAGUUGGAGAAAACAAUCAGACAGCUGGUAAAAUAUCUCGUGCUAAUCAAGGAGAAAUUAACCUUGGAUUUGUUGAUGAUUAUUACUCAGAUAUUCUUCCAGAAGUACAUAGCCGAAAAGAUGGACAAAUUCCUACAUCGAAAUUUAAAGUUGACGUAGUCAAUGAGUCCAAGGAAUAUCCCAGAAGUAGUGUUAUUACUUCGGAGAACACUUUUGACGAUUUGAAUUGUGAAUCAUGUGAAGUAGCGACUGAAAUAACAUUUGAAAGGGGAAAUAACCAGGAUCAGUCAGAAGAUGUUAAGACAGAAUUUCGCAGGUUUGGUGUCCGGGCUCAACACUAUCUUUCACCAAGAGCAGCUUUAGUAAAUCCUUGCUUUUGUUGCAUCAUUAUGUAAUAUCAUGUUUGCCUUUUUGAUUCCAUCCAUAUGAAAAUUUUUAAUAAUAUUUCUGAUGUUUGAAAUCAUAUAAAAAGUUUCAUAAAUACCAAUUUCUUUAGUAUUGCAUUUAUUGCUAGAAUGAAUUUAAAUGUGUUAAAAAUGUGAAUUGUGCCACAUUCCAGUACAAAUUCUGGAAUUCAUUAAUGUUAAUAUUCUGAUAAAUAUUUUGAAUAAUAUAUGUGUAUAUAUAUGUACACUCAGAUAUACUAGUGUUGUUAAUUAGUUUAACUAAGAACUUUGUGACAUAAAAUUAAGGUUAUCAUAAAAAGGUAAAAUAAAUAUAGUAAUAUUUUUUAGAACUCUUUUCAUAUAUUAAAUUAUUAAAUCAUGCAAUGGUUUUUAACUCGGCGAAGCAGUAAGCAAUUUCGAUAAAUGCGUUAUAAGAAUGUAAAUAUGAGCAUUUCUACAAAACGCGCCCUAAACCAAGCGGACAAUUUCUAUGAAAUAUUUCUCACAUUCAAAGAAAUUUAUCUCCUUCAAAAUAAUCACCAAAGGAGUCUAUACAAUUUUUUCAACGUUUCUUUCGGUCAUCGAAACACUGUUCAUAGGUGUUGGAACGAACCGUUCGGAAAAUAAGCGUAACACUGUUGUUUUGUUAUUGUGACUUACCUCACUUCUUUGACAGUAACAUCAGAACAAGCCCACGAAAUUCAUAGUGGCAAUGAGCAAGAUUGCACCUAUCAUUGGUGAGAGCCUUGAGCACCAUAAUAGGUGACAGUGCGACUUUGCUCAGUUCUGUCCCCAGUUUUGAAGGAGAGCACCCCAGGGAAACGAGUCCGAGGAUCUCCCACUUAUCAGCAACCUCUUGAGAGGAUUUUCGGCUCGCCGCAUGUUUAGAGCGCCCUCAUGCCGCACAGGCACUAGACAUUUACCCUUCAGUUCGGCAGUCAGCGUUGCAAACCACUAGCCUGGUUGUGCGGCCCUCGUAAUAUUUGCUUUAAGAUCCGAGAUUUUUUUCAAAUCUCUGUCCUUUCAUUAUCAUAAGUUGCGAGAAUGUGGUGGGUGAUUUAUCGCUGCAAUUCGAUGCUUAACAAGAUAUUGUUGUACAGAAAAUGCUGUAUGGGGCAUAGCAUUGUCAUAUAAAAGAAACCAUUGCCAAGAAUAAAAAAAUUCCUCCCUAACUCGCCUUAAAAAGUACCUCCUUGUAAAAAUACUGAUUAUUUGAUUGAUUUUCAGGGAUAGAUUCAUGGUGAAGAGUUCUUUUCAAUCAAAAAAUGCAAUCAGCAUCACAUUCAUCUUUAAUUUUAAAAUCCGUUUUCUUUUUUAAAAAUUUUUUAUUAUUAGCUUUUAAACUUUUUGUGGGAGGAGAUAGUUUUUUCCCACUGUGAACUUUGUCGUUUUAUUUCUGGGUCGUAUUGUAGACAACAUAUCUUACCUCUCGCUGUGAUACAUUUGAAGAGAUUGCUGUCCUGUUCCGCAGUAGUCACCAAAUCUUCACAGCAAGCUUUUCUUUCUUCUUUUGGCUGUUCUAUCAAAGUCCGAGGCCUAAAUCGAGCACGCUUUCCUCAUUUUCAGAUUUUCAAGUAAAAUUAACCUACAGCUUUCUUUGUUUAUCCCAAGCAUGUCUGAAAAUUGUUGAGUUGUUACACGUCUAUGAACUUUUAACCGAACAGCGAAUUUGUUUCACAGUAUCCUCAUUCGUUGAAGUUGAAGAUCUUCAUCUUCAACGCUUUCGCGCCCACAUUUAGCUAUUCUGCUACUCAUACAGUUGCGUUCUUGAUAACGAUGCAUCACCAUAUACUGUUCGAAUGUCUCAGUCUGUGUGUAUUGUUAUAACGUUUUCCAGAUACAAUUUGGAGUUUGAGCGCUAGUCAUGUACGGCUGCACGACUGCCAGGGUCUGAGCUCUCUUUCUAGCGUAAUUACAAUGCUAAGCAAAUAUGUAACAUAAAACAAUAAAUGGAAAUGCUGUUACAUAUUGUAUUUAGACUAUAACAACCAUUUACCCUAGGAGUCAUUACUUAGAUAAAAUAAGUGUUCAUUUUUGUAAGAACAGAUAAAACAAAUGUGGUGAUGUAAUUUCAAUUCCUUCUACAAAUUCUCUUAGAAUGUAACUACAGACUAUUGCAACUGAUUAGUCUUUAUUUUGUUUUAUCGAAAUAUGCGUCUUGCAUUUUGUUUCACGGAAAUAAUAACAGUUUUUAACUGUAUAAUCGUUAUCAAAAUAAAUGAAGAUAAAAGAAUAAAUAAAAUUCUGAGACUUGCAACUUCAAUGAAUAUAUAUUUGGUCCGCACAAGAAAAAGGAAGUUCCAAUUAAUCACAUGUGUUUUAGUCCCAGUUAAUGCGGAUAUUUACAGGCCUACUGUAAUGAAUUCAUGAAAAAUAAAUAAAUUAAAAUAAAAAA